AUGAGCUCUGCUUCAACUUCAAAUAGCGCUGAUGUUUUAGCAAAAAUUUUGCGUGGUUUUAUUAGCGUUAAUGAAGAAAAACAAUUUGUUGGAGAAGAAACUUCCAAUAUUACAAUCCCUCAACAACGAGAACAAAGCAUUUCUCCAUUUAAAUUUUCUUCAAAUACAAAUGGUUUCAAUUCUUUAAUAGUAGAAGAAAGAAAGGAAAGUAGAGGAGAAUCUCCAAGUUUAAUAACUGGAAGUAUUGGACAAGAAUAUGACGAAGAACUGAAUAGACGGGCAUUGAAGAGAAAGAAUGACAACAAAACGAAUGAAAGUACAACUUCAUCCUCCUCAUCACUCUCCAAACGUCGCAAUGCUGGUGGGUCAAAAUCCCUUUUAACGGCCGCAACUGCUGCAGCAUUAAUGGCACCUUCUCCACUUGGACAAGUACCUUCAAUUCCUGGAGUUAUUGCUGUUGCAGUUUCCCCAGCAGCGCAACUGUUUCGCGAGGAUGAUUGGAGUUGGCAUAGAAAUCCAGCGGCAGCAAUACGUUCGGGCGGAACAAACAAACAAACGCCCGUUUGGAAAUAUUUUGUAUACAAUAAAGCAGAGAAUUUAAGCAGGUAA
Messenger RNA from Meloidogyne enterolobii, 609 nucleotides. The record is from the annotation of a GenBank genome assembly. Lineage: Eukaryota; Metazoa; Nematoda; Chromadorea; Rhabditida; Meloidogynidae.